This is a messenger RNA of Akanthomyces muscarius, 2346 nucleotides long. RefSeq lists its product as uncharacterized. Gene Ontology annotation, cellular component: endoplasmic reticulum membrane. The coding region runs from base 1 to 2346 and encodes 781 amino acids. The transcript has 8 exons. Gene Ontology annotation, molecular function: dolichyl pyrophosphate Glc1Man9GlcNAc2 alpha-1,3-glucosyltransferase activity. Lineage: Eukaryota; Fungi; Ascomycota; Sordariomycetes; Hypocreales; Cordycipitaceae. The record is from RefSeq and is a predicted model, not a curated record. Gene Ontology annotation, biological process: protein N-linked glycosylation.
AUGUCCGACACGGCGUACCCAACCAUCACGCAGUGCGCGUUGGUUGCUGCUGCCUUUAAGAUUCUCCUGUUCCCCGCCUACAAAUCCACCGACUUCGAGGUCCACCGCAACUGGCUCGCCAUCACAAACAGCCUCCCCGUAUCCGAGUGGUACUACGAAGACACGUCGCAAUGGACGCUCGACUACCCGCCCUUCUUUGCCUACUUUGAGUGGCUCAUGUCGCACGUCGCCCGCCUCGCCGACCCGGCCAUGUUGCGCGUCUUCAACCUCGAGUACGACAGCUGGCAGACCGUCUACUUCCAGCGCACCACCGUCAUCGUCACCGAGCUGCUGCUCGCCUACGCCCUGCAGCUGUUUGUCGAGUCAUCCCCGCGCCCGUCGCGCCGCGCCGCCCACGCCGUCGCCCUCUCCGUCCUCCUGUCGCCCGGCCUGCUCAUCAUCGACCACAUUCACUUCCAGUACAAUGGCUUCAUGUACGGCAUACUCGUGCUGUCGCUCGUGCUGGCCCGCGGUGGCAAGGACUCGCUGCUUGCCAGCGGCCUCGUCUUUGCUGCGCUGCUCUGCUUCAAGCAUAUUUACGUCUACCUCGCCCCGGCCUACUUUGUCUUCCUGCUGCGCGCCUACUGCCUGUCGCCGAAAUCCAUAUUUGACAUUCAAUUCGGCAACUGCCUCAGACUGGGUGGUGGCAUCGUGGCCAUUGUAGCAGCGGCGUUUGGGCCAUUUGCUGCGCUAAAGCAGAUGCCGCAGAUGAUGAGCCGACUGUUUCCCUUUGCGCGAGGACUCUGUCAUGCGUACUGGGCCCCUAAUGUCUGGGCACUAUAUUCUUUUGCCGACCGCGCUCUCAUUGUCCUUGCCCCGAGGCUGGGUCUCGAUAUCAAGGCAGAAGCCCUGCAAAGUGUCACCCGUGGUCUCGUCGGCGACACCUCGUUUGCCGUCCUUCCCGAAAUCAGCGCCCGUACAUGCUUUGCUUUGACGCUGCUCUUCCAAGUGCUCCCGCUUAUCAAGCUCUUCAUGCAGCCUAAGCCCUCGUGGGAGAACUUUAUCGGUGCGACGACGCUUUGCGGCUACGCAUCGUUUUUGUUUGGCUACCACGUGCACGAAAAGGCCAUUCUGCUCGUCAUCAUUCCUUUUAGCUUGAUCGCGCUGCGAGACAGGCGCCAUUUCUCUACCUUUCGGCCGCUCGCUGUCGCAGGUCACGUCUCCCUCUUUCCUCUGUUAUUCACGCCCGCCGAGUUCCCCAUCAAGACCGUCUACACACUGUUGUGGCUGGUCAUUUUCCUUGCGGCCUUUGACAGGCUGGUACCGGCGUCCAACACGCCGCGCUUCUUUCCGCUCGACCGCUUUAAUACGCUGUACUUUGCACUAUGCAUCCCGCUGGUCCUGUACACGUCACUCGUGCACCAGCUCGUCUUCGGACAGCGUCUGGAGUUCCUGCCACUGAUGCUGACGAGUGUAAUCAAGGUAUCUCUAAACUAUAGCUUUUGCGCGAUGGCGACCUCCGACCCCAAAUUCACGACCGUUGCGCCGACGACCCGAACGGUCCCAAUGAAGGUGCUAUGCCUAGGAAUGUCGCGCACGGGAACAGUUUCGCUGCGGGAGUCGCUCCUAACGCUCGGGUAUCGGCACUCGUAUCACAUGGUGGACGCCAUUGCUAGCAGUCCUUAUCGCGACUGCAGGCUGUGGAUCGAUUUGCUCAAUAAGAAAGAAGCCGGAAAGAAGGUGACGCGCGAAGACCUUGACCAAAUCUUGGGCCACUGUCAGGCGGUCACGGAUAUGCCGGCGGCUUACUUCGCUGAGGAGCUCAUUGAGGCUUAUCCGGAUGCCAAGGUUAUUCUAACUACGCGAGACACGGAGAGCUGGUUCGCUUCCAUGACAACGGCUCUGCGUCCCAUGCUGGACGGUCCUCUCGCCGCGUUUGCCGCCACGACGGACCAGCUGCUGCUGAUGCCGACGCGGUGGAUUCCCGCCUUGCUACAGACGCUGGACCGGGUGCUGUUCCAAAAGGACUUUGCGGCUAACGGACGGCACGCAUACGAGGCACACAAUGCCCGGGUGCGCUCACUCGUCCCCGCCAGCAAGCUGCUCGAGUAUCACGUCCGCGAGGGGUGGGUUCCGCUGUGCGCGUUCCUGGGUCGCGAGGUGCCCGAGGACGGGGCGGCCGGAGGCGGCACGCCGCAUCUCAACAGCAGCGAGGAGUUUGCGGCCAACUAUCACGGGCUUAACUAUCGACUUCUGCUGGGACAGGGGAAAAGGCUGCUGGACAUGGCGGCGUAUACGGCGCUGGUGGUGGUGGUGGCGGGUGCGGCGGCGAGGAGAUGGGGAUUCAAGUGGUCUGACUUGGUUUGA